GAUAGCAUAUAAAGGGCGACAGCAGGCCUUGAAGUUCACAACAGCAGUAGCAGCAUUGAGAGGAGCAGGCUUGCAGCAACUGGCCCAAACCUUCAAGUCCAGAUCUACCUGUGACAAGCUUCUGGGUGACCAGUGACCAGUUCUUGCCCCAGGAUGGGGACCAUAUCCAGAGCAGCCUUGAUCUUGGCCUCUUUGGCCCUUGCUUCUGUUGCCUCUGCAGGAGCCUCCAAGCCUUCAGAGCAGAGAGAGAUGAAGCCAGAGAACCUCUUCCUGCACCUUCAUGAAGUGGGCUAUGCAGCACCCCCUUCCCCACCACAAACACGGGGACUCCGAGUGGAUGACCACUUUGAAACUUCUCUUCAUGACUCUCUCUUUGAGGGACAAAGGGAAGUGGAGCCCCCUGCGUCUCCGGAAGUGCCCUUUGUCCAGGAAGAAGAGUGGCCGGCUUCCCCCAAGUCUGUAAAAAGUGAAGUGGGUCCUCCUACCCCUCAAGAAGCCAUCCCCCUGCAGGAAAAACAGCCCCCUCCCCAAGUCUCGAUUGAACAGAAGGAAAUAGACCCAUAUGCCCAACAGCAGGAAGAGUUCAUCCAUACCGGGCAGAAAGAGGAGAAGCCAGCCCCUUCCGUGGUCCAGGGUUCUCCAGGACCUCGAUCUUGGAAUCCAGCCCAGCACUGCCAACAGGGUCGGAGAGGUGGCUGGGGCUACCGGCUGGAUGGCUUCCCUCCUGGACGGCCUUCUCCAGACAAUCUGAACCAAAUCUGCCUUUCUGAGCGUCAACACGUGGUGUAUGGUCCCUGGAACCUGCCACAGACUGGCUACUCCCACCUUAGUCGCCAAGGAGAGGCCCUCAAUUUGCUGGAGACUGGAUAUUCCCGCUGCUGUCGCUGCCGCAGCCACACUAACCGCCUAGAUUGUGCAAAGCUUGUGUGGGAGGACACAAUGACCAGAUUCUGUGAGGCCGAGUUCUCUGUCAAGACCCGACCCCACCGGUGCUGCAAACAGCGGGGGGAGGAGCGAUUCUCUUGCUUCCAGGAGGAGGCUCCUCAACCACACUACCUGCGCCAGCCCUGCCCCACCCACCAGACUGGCAUGUCCUCGGGGCCCCAACUGCCUUUCCCCCCGGGGUUGCCCACUCUGGACAAUGUCAAAAACAUCUGUCUCCUGAGACGCUUCCGCUCUGUGCCACGAAACCUCCCAGCUACUGACCCCAUCCAGAGGCAGCUGCAGGCUCUGACCCGGCUGGAGAUGGCGUUCCAGCGCUGCUGCCGCCAGAGCCACAACCACACCUGCCUGCGGAAUGCUUGGGAAGAUACCCUGGAUGAAUACUGUGAUCGGGAGCUGGCUAUAAAGACCCACCCCCACUCAUGUUGCCACUACCCUCCUAGCCCAGCCCGUGAUGAGUGCUUCUCCCGCCGGGCUCCCUAUCCCAACUAUGACCGGGAUAUCUUGACUCUUGACCUCAGCCGAGUCACCCCUAAUCUCAUGGGCCAUCUCUGUGGAAAUAGAAGAGUUCUCACCAAGCAUAAACAGAUCCCUGGACUGAUCCAGAACAUGACUGCCCGCUGCUGUGUUCUGCCCUUCCCAGAACAGGCCUGCUGUGGCGAAGAAGAGAAACUAGCUUUCAUAGAGGAUCUCUGUGGUCCCCGAAAGAACUCCUGGAAAGAUCCUGCCCUCUGCUGUAACCUGUCUCCUGGGGACGAACAAGCCAACUGCUUCAAUACCAACUACCUGAGAAAUGUGGCUUUAGUGUCUGGAGACACUGGGGAUGCCACUGGCCAGAGGGAGCAGGACCCAACUGGAGAAACAAAUGUCAACCCCGCCCCUGGGUCCAAGGAAGAAAAAUGAGUCACCCUGAGCCUCGGAGGAUUAGAUGGAGGAACCCCACCCUACUCCACCCUCCUUGAACACUCAUUACAAUAAAUGCCUCUUGGAUUUGGCAUCCUCAUUGUCCUUAACGCACAAACACGCCCUCCUAAACUCCCAAAGCCUAGCCCAGUGCCUUGUCUCCACUCUGAACAGGAGGUGUUCCUCAGGCGGUCGGACCAUAGCUAAAAGGCUUGCCUUCACUCGUCAUCAUGACCUUAAUCAAGUAUUUUAAAAGAAUACCACCCCAGUAACAUGCUGUUGGGAUUCAAAGUGAAAAAGAUGGAGUCCAUGUUUUUGAUGAGCCACAGCCCAACUGGCAUUUUAAUUUUGCUGUGCUCAGGAUGGAGUCGGCCUCUUGACAACCAAACAUGUUCUUCCACAGAGCUAUGUCCCCAUGUCCCCAGCUCAGGUUGUGUGGUCUCUCUGCACGUGUGCAUGUAGGCGUGCAGACAUAUGGUGGGGAGGCCAGAUGUCCUAAUCUGCCGUCUGUCUAUGCUCGUCACCUUGUUGAGGCAGGGUCUCUCACUGAAUCUGGAAUUCAUUCAGUGGCUUCCGAGCUGACCCAGCUGAGCUCUGAGGCUCCUCAAGGGUCCACCUGCCCACUGACUCACAGGCCCACACCAGCACCUCUGGCUUUCAUUUAGGGCUAGAGAUCCCAUCUCAGUGGCAAGCACUUACCUACCAUCUCCCAGCCCCAAUCUGGCAUUUUAAAUCACUUUCAACCCUUAAGAGUUCCCACUUUGGCUCAUUAUCAAUUUGCUGAACCACCAUUUAUGAUCAUGUAAGACUUGGAAAAUACACAUUUUAAAAACACA
This is a messenger RNA of Cricetulus griseus (Chinese hamster), 2681 nucleotides long. Lineage: Eukaryota; Metazoa; Chordata; Mammalia; Rodentia; Cricetidae. The record is from RefSeq and is a predicted model, not a curated record.